Messenger RNA from Phytophthora nicotianae INRA-310, 2196 nucleotides. RefSeq lists its product as hypothetical. Lineage: Eukaryota; Oomycota; Peronosporomycetes; Peronosporales; Peronosporaceae. The transcript has a single exon. Bases 1 to 2196 code for a protein of 731 amino acids. The record is from RefSeq and is a predicted model, not a curated record.
AUGACGGGCAGCUUGGUGGCUCAACUGCCAUUAGCGUCGCCUUCACCCGUGCGACCUGUUGCUCCGAGCUAUUCAGUGGAUUCGUUUUCAGAGUUCUCCACUCGCACUGUCAACCAUGCCAGUUGUCCGCCCUCGGCUACUUCUGGACCCCGUUCUGCGCGGGCUAAAGAAGAAGAUGAAGAAAUAUUUCGUGAUCUCUUUGCAGGAGAGAAUGAAGCUACGGCUGAUGAUAGAGCUCCUAUCGGAUACAAGGCAUUGUUUUUUAUACCACAGAAGCCUGGCGCGCAGCGAACACCUUCAUCGACUGGAAAUUCGAACCUAAGGCAACACCUCGUUCCCGUGAAACUUGCACCAGCACAACUUGGGCUAGCACCUCCGUUCAUCCCUCGUUUAAAACUAGAAGAGCUGGUGAAUGCUCGCCCUGAUGAUGACGACGACGACGAUAAUAAUGAUUCACGGAGGACAUCUCUGCGAGGGUCAGAGCUGGAGCAAGUGACUGAUGACAUGCCAAACGGAGACAAUACUGUGUCGACAGCAGCUCAGGUCUUGCCCUGGGAUCAUAAACUCUGCAGCAGUUUGGAAUUCACUAGCAGCAACCAGAGAUCCAACAACAAUGACAAACGUGAGCAUGAAACGCUACGAUUUCUUGAAAAGCUAGAUUUAAACGCCGUGCUGCACACACCGCGCCCAGACAUACCCAGUUUCUAUCCCGGAUUGGCGAUGGUUUCAACACUAACAUUCAGGGAGUCGAAAGCUCCUGCUUGUUCGGCAAAGCCAACAGAAAAUUAUUCUAUACUCGAAAACGAACGAAUUUGUGAAGCAAAGCAGAGAAAUGACGUCGUUUUAAAGGAACCUGUGAAAGCAUCGAGAGUUGACCGUGUAAUCUCCCGCCUCGCACACAUGAAGAGCACUUAUGGCACAGCACCAAUCGUGCGAAAGGCACGCCGUGAAACCAUCAAUCGCCUUGCGAAUCCAAUUUCUGGGCAUUCUUCAACACUACAAGCUUUAUCGCCAAAACAGCGGGAAAAGCGUGAGGCCGCACUUACUAAUCGCGCCCCGUUGAGUCCAAUCUCAGCCGCCAUAGCUGUCAGUUGCAGGCGCAGCGCUUUCACAAAGAAAGUAAAGACGCCGGGAACUCUUCUUGAUGGCAUUGACCAGCGUAUUGGUGACUGUGAAAUACCAGUACCAACUCAAGCGACGGCAAAGCGAAAAAUUGUCAAGCAACAAGACCCUCUCCUCCAUAAGCGACGAACGAUUACCAAUCCCUCCGUGGGUGUUCAUGGUUCAAUGACCAACGGUUUUACCAAGAGAAAAAGUAAAACGGCACAGGGAUCUCGCUCGCUGGAUGCACGAAAAGAAGCGUUGAAGAAAAAGUUCCAAAGCGGAUCGGACCGUACAAAAUGUGACGGAAUUCGAAAAAUCGGAGGAUCUACGUUUUUGACCCAGCGUGACGAUGAAGAAGGGGUAGAAUUGAUUGAAGAUUUCAUUGCUCGAAAUCGUGGGGCGGCACAGGCGUCUUUGACAUUCCGCUCUGGCACGAAAAGACAUACCGCCCCCAAUCUACCCACCCGAAACUCCGCAACAGGCAGAUCUCGACCUCGCCCUCCGCAGACACACGUAGGGGUGACUGCCAGGAAGAACUCUUAUCGAGGACGAAGUAGUCAAACUUCUCGUGGGCUCGGUUCUUUGUGUAUUUCAACGGAUCGUAAGAUCGAAAAACCAAGAGCGCCAGUAAAUUCAACCCGCGAACCUGCUAAGUUAUUCCAACAGCCAAGACGACCUCAAACGUGGCAAGCAGGCUCGACUAUCGACCUUAACGGUUCAAGUACACGAAGUCUCACUGGGAGAUCAACUACCUCGAGUGGUGUUACGAACCCGCGCAGGUUGAAAGUGCAACCUCCCACGCAAAAGCUACUUCCUCGCGCAACAAAAGACCCUCCAUCUGCAGCUACUACACUAUUGAUGGGCUCCUCCGUCUUAGAAUCUUCUACUAACGACGUAAAGUGUGCUCGUCGUGGUUCGAAAAAGGUCUUGAUGAGGAAGUCAACAAGAUCAUCAAGAGGAACGACUACUUUGUUCGAGAAGCAAUUGGAGCAACCUAAAAGAUCUUCGACCACCGGUCGAUUGAACAAAGAAAAAAAGCCCCCAGUUCCUCGCCAACCGCGUGCAGGUCGACGAUCCACAUCAAGGUUAUGA